Humulus lupulus (European hop) is the source of this 1527-nucleotide messenger RNA. RefSeq lists its product as uncharacterized. The record is from RefSeq and is a predicted model, not a curated record. Bases 1 to 1527 code for a protein of 508 amino acids. Gene Ontology annotation, molecular function: nucleic acid binding. Gene Ontology annotation, biological process: DNA integration. NCBI's taxonomy places the organism in Eukaryota, Viridiplantae, Streptophyta, Magnoliopsida, Rosales, Cannabaceae. The transcript is spliced from 4 exons.
AUGGAGAGUUGGUCGAUGCCAAAGACCAUUAAAGGCUUGAGAGGACUCUUGGGACUCACGGGGUACUACCGUAAGUUUUUCAAAGGAUAUGGAAGUAUUGCUAGGCCACUAACAGAUCAGCUAAAAAAAGAUGCAUUUGCUUGGUCAAGUGAGGCUCAAACAGCCUUUGUUCAGCUGAAGCAUGCCAUGUGCUCGGUACCUGUUUUAGCACUUCCAAAUUUUUCAGAACCUUUUAUUCUUGAGGCGGAUGCAUCGGGAGCGGGGCUAGGGGUUGUUUUAAUGAAGAAUGGGCAACCGAUUGCUUUCUACAGCCAAGUUUUGUCAUCUCGAGCAAGCGCUAAAUCAGUCUACGAGAGGGAACUCAUGGCGAUUGUGUUGGCAAUUCAAAAUCAAAAAUGGUGGCCUUACUUGUUGGGGCGUAAGUUUUUGGUACGCACGGAUCAACGGAGUUUAAAGUAUUUAUUGGAACAAAGGCUAAAAUGGCUUACAAAACUCCUAGGAUAUGACUUCGCUAUACAAUAUAGGUCGGGCUUAGAGAAUAAGGCUGCAGUUGCAUUAUCACGGGUUCAUUGCGAGGCUUCUCUCGCUGCCAUUUCAAUUCCAAAUAUCUUGUCUAUUCCAGACCUUCAAGCUCAUGUAGCCGCUAAUCCUAUGUUGGCCAAAGUCAUAAAAUAUUUGUCUUUAGGACAGGAAUGUGGCGGGUUCUCUUUGGUGCAAGGGUGCCUCAAGUUUCGAGAUCUAUAUUGGCGUGGGAUGCGCAAAGAUGUUCAGCAUUUUGUGGCAGAAUGUGCCAUCUGCCAUCAGCACAAGUACCUUACCCAGUCUCCAACGGGUUUGUUACAACCUUUACCGGUGCCGGAGCAAGUUUGGGAAGAUAUUUCGAUGGACUUCAUCGAGGGCUUGCCACUUUCGAAUGGAUUUGACUCCAUUUUGGUUGUAGUGGACAGGUUGAGCAAGUAUGGACACUUUAUACCAUUACGGCAUCCUUUUUCAGCAGUGACGGUCGCAAUGGUGUUUGUUAGGGAGGUGGUUAAGCUCCACGGUAUGCCUCGCUCCAUUGUGUUGGAUAGGGACAAGAUUUUUAUCAGCUUAUUCUUGAAAGAAUUAUUCAGGUUGCAAGGGACGCAGAAGAUGAAGAUUCAGGCUGACCGCAAGCGCCGGGAUGUGCAGUAUAAUGUGGGAGACUUGGUCUAUGUGAAGUUGAGGCCUUAUCGACAGCCUCGCAGUGGACCUGUUGCCAGUCUUCAGCUGCCACCUGAAUCAACUAUACACCCGGUGUUCCACGUUUCACUUCUUCGAGCUGCUUUGGGCCCAAAUCAGCAGGCUACUACAUUCCCUCCAAGACUUACAGCUAAAUUGGAAUGGCUUUUGGAGCCUGAAUCCGUGCUUGAAGUCGGGCUAGGCACUCCUAAGGAACCUCCCCAAGCUCUCAUUAAGUGGAAAAAUCUGCCAGCCUUGAGGCCACUUGGGAAGAAUUUCAGGUCAUCUAGGACCAAUUUCCCCAUUUCCACCUUGAGGACAAGGUGA